AUGGCUGAUCUUUUCGUGAAUCUGACCACUCCAAACGGUCAUAGCUAUAUCCAACCCAGAGGGCUCUUUAUCAACAACGAGUUUGUCAGGGGAUCAGGAGAGACUAUCUCGACACUAGACCCUGCAACCGAGUUAGAAAUCACAUCCGUGCAUGCGGCCACCGUGGAUGAUGUUGAUCGUGCCGUUCGCGCAGCGAAGGCAGCUUUAAAGGCACCAUCGUGGAAGAAACUUCCCGCAACCGAACGGGGAAGGCUACUCGUCCGUCUUUCAGAGCUGAUUGAAGAGAAGAAAGAACUAUUUGCUAGCAUUGAUGCAUGGGACAAUGGCAAAACAUAUCAACUCGCCAUGGAGGAUGAUCUGCCCGACUCCAUUGGUACAUUCCGGUACUACGGCGGCUGGGCCGAUAAGAACUUCGGGCAGACCAUCGAAACCACGCCUGAGAAGUUUGCAUACACUCUGCGUCAACCCGUCGGCGUGGUUGGCCAGAUCAUCCCCUGGAACUUCCCUCUGGCAAUGGCUGCAUGGAAACUCGGGCCUGCCUUGGCUUGUGGUAAUACUGUCGUGCUCAAGGCAGCGGAACAAACACCACUGAGUGUUCUCCUCCUCGCCACUCUUAUUCGGGACGCAGGAUUCCCUCCAGGAGUGGUCAAUAUCAUCAACGGAUAUGGUCGUGAGGCCGGCGCCUCUCUCGUUCAACAUCCCCUGGUUGAUAAAAUUGCCUUCACGGGAUCUACAACUACCGGUGGCCAGAUUAUGAAGUCAGCUAGUGGCUCCCUGAAAGAAAUCACGCUGGAAACUGGUGGAAAGUCCCCAUUGCUUAUUUUCGAGGAUGCCGACCUCGAUCAGGCGGUCAAAUGGUCUCAUGCCGGUAUAAUGUCGAACCAGGGACAGAUCUGCACAGCCACCUCCCGGAUCUUCGUGCAGCGCAGUAUCUACGACCGGUUCCUUUCCCUCUUCAAAGAGCGUGUUCGGACAGCAUCCGUCAUUGGGGAUCAAUGGUCCGCGACUACAUUCCAGGGUCCCCAAGUAACUCGCGCCCAGUAUGAUCGAGUGUUGCAUUAUAUCAAUUUGGGCAAGCAGGAAGGAGCCACAGUCGAGACGGGAGGUGAGGCAUUCGCGUCUCCGGAUGGUAAGGGGUUCUUCGUCCAGCCAACCACUUUCACCAAUGUCACGCCCUCGAUGCAGAUUUAUAGGGAUGAGAUCUUUGGUCCUGUUGCUGUGGUUGUUCCCUUCGAGACGGAAGAGGAUGCUAUCGAGUAUGCAAACGAUACUCUGUAUGGUCUGGGGGCAGCGGUCUUUACAAUGAACCUGCGCCGUGGUCAUCGUGUCGCUGCAGAAAUUGAAGCUGGCACUGUCUGGCUGAAUAGUAGUCAGGACAGCGACCAUAGGGUUCCUUUUGGGGGCUACAAGGCUAGCGGAGUGGGCCGGGAGCUCGGCCAGGCGGGUUUGGAGGCGUACACUCAGAUCAAAGCGGUUCAUGUAAAUAUGGGUAAUGAUCUCUGA
This is a messenger RNA of Aspergillus pseudotamarii, 1503 nucleotides long. RefSeq names its product aldehyde dehydrogenase domain-containing protein. Gene Ontology annotation, molecular function: oxidoreductase activity, acting on the aldehyde or oxo group of donors, NAD or NADP as acceptor. Lineage: Eukaryota; Fungi; Ascomycota; Eurotiomycetes; Eurotiales; Aspergillaceae. The transcript is spliced from 3 exons. Bases 1 to 1503 code for a protein of 500 amino acids. The record is from RefSeq and is a predicted model, not a curated record.